AUGGGACGAUCUUUACCUCCUUGUUAUAGACCUCUCCACACGUCGGUACUACGAAAUGACUUUCGAAGACUGGCAAUAUACAUUCUCCUGCUUACUUACUUUUGCUACACACUUUUUCAUGCCUCACGAAAACCCCUUAGCAUUGUUAAGACGGUUCUUCAUCGUCCCGGCGUAAAUGGACAACUAAAAACUGUUGGUUUCACUUCUGACGGUUGGGAACCAUUUGAUUCUGACAAUUGGAGUCAGUUACUGGGUGGCCUUGAAUAUAUUUAUUUGUUUGUUUAUGCUGUUUCAAUGAUUCUAAGUGGCUUUCUUGCAGAAAGAGUCAAUUUAAGAUACUUCUUAUCUAUCGGGAUGUUUCUUAGUGGAGUUUCCACUUUUGCAUUUGGACUGGCUUCAUACUUCGAAAUUCACUACUACUCAUACUUCGUCUUUAUACAGGUGUUUUCUGGUCUUGUUCAAGCUUCUGGAUGGCCGGCUGUUGUUACUCUGGUGGGAAAUUGGUGGGGCAAAAGCAGACGGGGACUUAUUAUGGGUCUUUGGAAUUCUCAUACAAGUUUGGGAAAUAUCAUAGGUUCAGUCAUUGCUGGAAUCUAUGUUGAAACAAACUGGGGAGCUUCUUUUUAUCUACCCGGUCUUAUCAUGAUGGUUGGAGCGUUGGUUGUGUACCUGACAGUUAUAGAGCAUCCUAACAUGGUCUAUAACUCGGCUAGUUCAGAAAAAACAGGUACUCAAAUUCCAAUGUCAGGAAGCAUAUAUGGGGGAAACAUCGACCGCGAAAGGUCGGAUAAAGAUGAUUUGAGACCUUUAAUAUCGGAUAUUGAGGCCACUCGACCAAUUAAUUUCAUUGAAGCUCUUCUAUUGCCAAGUGUGUUUACCUACUCACUCUUAUUAUUCUUUACGAAACUUGUCUCAUAUACAUUUCUUUAUUGGUUACCAAACUACUUAACAAUUGUUGAACAUGUAUCAGCUGAACAGGCUGCUAAACUUUCUGUGUUAUUCGAUGUUGGUGGCAUAAUUGGUGGUGUAUUGAUAGGAUGGUUUAGUGAUAGUCAAUCAAAUGGACAAAAUCUCAACGAAGAUGAAAAAACAAUCAAAAAACGUGCACUUGCUUGUCUUGUUAUGCUAGCUUGUGCGGCACCUUUGCUAUUAGCCUAUCGUUCUAUGACUUCUGCGAACUCGCUGAUGUCGUUAAUUUUACUUACAUGUUGCGGUUCUGCAGUCAACGGACCUUAUGCAUUAGUUACAACUGCUGUAUCUGCCGACUUGGGUACUCAGUCGGCCUUGCUAGGGCGAACUCGUGCUUUGGCUACAAUUACAUCUAUUAUUGAUGGAAUGGGAUCACUGGGUGCUGCGUUAGGUCCACUUCUGACUGGUUUACUAGUUCCAUAUGGUUGGUCUGUUGUAUUUGCUAUGCUUAUCACAUCCGAUCUACUGGCCAUGUUAAUGUCAAUAUGGAUUGUCGUUAAUUCAAGUCGUCUGCAACAUCGUCAAACAUAUUAUCGACUUCAAUCAACAAUUCCUAUUUAA
This is a messenger RNA of Schistosoma spindalis, 1530 nucleotides long. The record is from the annotation of a GenBank genome assembly. Lineage: Eukaryota; Metazoa; Platyhelminthes; Trematoda; Strigeidida; Schistosomatidae.